Molecule: messenger RNA, 1224 nt
Organism: Pieris brassicae (large cabbage white)
Lineage: Eukaryota; Metazoa; Arthropoda; Insecta; Lepidoptera; Pieridae
Product: protein phosphatase 1 regulatory subunit 42-like
Exons: 6
Coding region: 79-1140 (353 amino acids)
Molecular function (GO): protein binding
Source: RefSeq, a predicted model, not a curated record
AUGGUAACGAUAGUAGUGCCGUGUUUUUGAAGCAAUUUUUAAUUAAUUGCUGAACCAGAAAAUCGUAUUUUCAUAAUUAUGAAUAGUAAAGACAAAUAUUUAGAUUUAAAGGAAAAUAACCUUUCACUGCGGAAACAAGCAAAAAAAAAUUCAAAAAAGCAACUGCAUGGACAAAAAAUAACUCAUUUAUUUUUGCACGAGAAGAAUAUUUCCGAAAUUCCUCUUCCGAAAAAUCCAACUCAUAUAAUCUAUGCCUACUAUCAUAACAAUUAUAUUAUACAAAUAAAAAAUGUUGAAACUAUGUUCAAUUUAACACAUUUGCAUUUACAAUGGAAUAAAAUAACCAGGAUUGAAGGCCUCGAAAAAUUAGUGAAGUUAAAAAAAUUAUACUUGGGAAACAAUCAAAUAAGUGUCGUAGAGAAUUUGGAAGCAUUAAAAUAUUUAGAAGAACUUCAUAUCGAAAAACAGAAUAAGGAAAACGGUGACUCGUUAUGUUUCGAUCCUAGAUCAAUGAUUUCUAUUGGAGCAUCUCUUAGAAUACUCAAUGUGUCGGAAAACAAAAUAUCUGAUGUAUCGUGGGCUAGACCACUACGUCGCUUGGAAGUUCUUACAGCUAAGAAAAAUCUUCUUGAAGACGUUCGGUCAGUGGCAGACGACUUGUGUACCCUUGUGAGUUUAGUGGACGUGAAUUUCACGGGUAACCCAAUGACUAAAAAACAUAGAUAUAAAGAAAUUAUUAUAGCUAGAUGUGGACCACUACGAGUAUUAGAUGACGUCCAUAUUCAUAACACAUCAAGAAUUUUCCUGCAAAGUUUCGACAAAGUUGUUCGAUUACGUCAAUUGCAUGAAAAAAAUAAACUUAGUUUAUCGCGAGAUGGCGCUGAUGAGUUUUUGGCACUGAACAUGUUACCAGGACCCAGGGUUCGCUCUGCACUCUCUAUAUCUGAGUUUUCUAAUCAGAAACCUAAACUAACCGCGGUGGAUGCCAGCUAUACCUUCAUGCCGAGAGCGUUCUGGCGUAAUCGCCCCGAAGAAAUCGAAAAAGCUCCAAUACCACCAAUGGAACCUGAGGGAAAUUUCACUCAGAGUACUCCAAUAAAGGGCAUACUAAAAAAACCUAUGCCAAUGAAAUAUAUUUGAAUGGAUGUAGAUUUGUAACGAUUUUAAUUAUUUGUCACAUCAAAAUUUUUUACAUUGUAUUGUAUCUUUAUUAAAAAUAUAAAA